GGGGAGCUUGGACCUGCGGAUCACCUCCGCGGAGACUGUCGAGGACUCUCAUUUUUUUCGACUUCCCUUUAUUAUUUCGAGCACACAUCGUCCACACAUCCCUCUUCUCCGGACUGCUCUGUCCCGUCAACUUGGAUGGCUCGUCUGUUGCAGUCCCUGCGACAGGCAUUGGGACUUUCCUCAUCCAAGCCUCUCCCCUCCUUUCGACAGUCCAUCGACACCAACUUCACGGUCUUUCGAGAGGGCGAUAGAGCCAUCAUUCACGGAAAGACGCCGGUUUUGACGAAGCCAUUGACAAAAGGCCAGAAGACAGAGGCCCGGCGCGGAGUCCUCAAGCAUGACGACAUAAUCGGAAAGAGAGUACGGGAUCUAGUGCAGGCUCACAAGGGACCCGAGUAUCGCUUGAGCCUCCCCAGUCUCGAGGAAUAUGUCGUCCUCACGCCUCGCCUUGUCACGCCGAUCUAUGCAGCCGACGCCAAUCUGAUCGUAUCGCUGCUUGAUAUCCAUGUCACCCCGCCAGCCGAGGGCGACGAACAGCCUCCGCUGGAAAUCCUCGAGUCCGGCACCGGCCAUGGCUCUUUGACUCUCCAUCUAGCACGGGCCAUCCAUGCCGCCAAUGCCUCCCCUCCUCCCCUUCCGGGUCAAUCGCAGAUCAACUUCGUCAAGAAGCAGCAGAAGCCCCUGGUCGACGCGGAAACGGUGCCAGGGAACCAGCGCACGAAUCCCGCCGAGGAGGAUCCAGUGCAGCAACAAUGGGACGCGUGGCGUUCCCGGCGCAGAGCCGUCAUCCAUACCAUCGAUGUUUCCCCCAAGUUUUCCGCUCAUGCGGAGAAGAUCGUGCGAGGGUUCAGACGCGGAAUCUAUGCUGGCAACGUCGAUUUUCACGUGGGGCGGGCGGAGGAUUGGAUCGCCGAUCAAAUCCAACGUCGAACGAAAUCGAGCAUUUUCUCAUCGGGAAACACAGAUCCGUUCUUAUCCUACGCGAUCCUGGACAUGCCCUCUGCUCACCUCCGCAUCCCCCAUGUCGCUCCGAUCUUGAAGCGGGACGGCAUCUUGGCGGUGUUUAUGCCCAGUGUGACGCAAAUCGGAGAGUGCGUUGAUCUUAUCCGCAGAGAGAAACUGCCGUUCAUCCUGGAACGAGCUGUCGAACUAGGAUCGGGUCUGAGCAGCGGUCGGCUCUGGGAUAUCCGUUUCGCAGUCAAAAAAUCUCGUGCCGAUCCAUCUUCGUGGACUGAUCUGGCUGCUCAAGGUUCGGAUGGGCCAAAGAUGGAUGAGGCGUCUGAGGACGUUGACGUCGAGAAUGAACCCGCGUCUGAAGAAGAACAAAAACAACAACCACAAUCACAGGAUAAAAACGACAGCGUUCUAGUCUGUCGACCAAAAGUCGGAACGAGAAUUGUCGGAGGAGGCUUCGUGGGAAUCUGGAGGAGGAUAGAAGAUGAGAGAGCCGCCUAAAACUCGUCUUGUUCAUACAUUGUGAAAAUCUCAAUUGGAUACCCCUAUACAACAGCGUGUACUAUAUACUAUAUCCUGAACUA
Molecule: messenger RNA, 1538 nt
Organism: Paecilomyces variotii
Lineage: Eukaryota; Fungi; Ascomycota; Eurotiomycetes; Eurotiales; Thermoascaceae
Product: adenine-N(1)--methyltransferase
Exons: 4
Coding region: 136-1455 (439 amino acids)
Biological process (GO): tRNA methylation
Cellular component (GO): tRNA (m1A) methyltransferase complex
Source: RefSeq, a predicted model, not a curated record